AUGGCUGUGGCUGUUGGACUAACAGUGUGUGGGAAUCUGUUGGUGAUCAUCUCCAUCUCUCACUUCAAGCAGCUCCACACACCAACAAACCUGCUACUCCUUUCGCUGGCUGUGGCUGACUUUCUAGUAGGAGCGACUGUGAUGCCAUUAAGUAUUACAACCUUAAUAGAAACCUGCUGGUACUUUGGGGACAUUCUUUGCUCUUUUUACAAAUCACUUGACUGUGUUCUGAUUUCAGUUUCUCUUUGUAAUCUGGUGUUAAUCGCCAUAGAUCGUUACUUUGCUGUGUGUGACCCAUUCUUUUAUUCUACAAAAAUAACAGUGAAUGUGAUGUACUUAUUAAUAUUACUCAGCUGGUUCAUAUCUCCAUUGUAUGUGAUAAUUUUGCUUUAUGUAAAUGGCAAUUUUAGUGAUUCUAAAGCACUAAAUCUCUGUCUUGGAGAGUGUGUGUUUAUAAUGAAUGAAACAUGGGCAACAAUUGAUAUGGUUACUUCUUUUAUAUUGCCUUGCUCUGUUAUGACAACUCUAUAUAUAAAGAUUUUUAUAGUUGCAAAAAGGCAUGCAAAAGUAAUUAAUUCUUUAAAAAAUAAUAAUUCUAAGAAAGAAAAGAUAUUAUCAAAAACCAACAAAAGAAAAGCUGAAAAGACAUUAGGAAUUGUAGUGUUUGCCUUUCUUCUUUGUUGGGUGCCAUAUUACAUUUGGUCACUAAUUAUAGAAAAGAUUACAAUAUCCAGAUUUAUUUCACUUUAUUUCCCUUGUGUGUUAGUUUAUCUUAACUCUUCUAUUAAUCCAAUUAUUUAUGCUCUGUUUUAUCCUUGGUUUCAGAAGUCGGCAAAACUAAUAUUAACUUUUAAAAUAUGUUAUAUAGCAUCUUCUUUCAAUAGCCUGUUUCCAGACAACAAAUAA
Messenger RNA from Lepisosteus oculatus (spotted gar), 906 nucleotides. Its product is annotated as trace amine-associated receptor 13c-like. The record is from RefSeq and is a predicted model, not a curated record. Gene Ontology annotation, molecular function: trace-amine receptor activity. Gene Ontology annotation, biological process: G protein-coupled receptor signaling pathway. Gene Ontology annotation, cellular component: membrane. NCBI's taxonomy places the organism in Eukaryota, Metazoa, Chordata, Actinopteri, Semionotiformes, Lepisosteidae.